Molecule: messenger RNA, 984 nt
Organism: Symbiodinium sp. CCMP2592
Lineage: Eukaryota; Dinophyceae; Suessiales; Symbiodiniaceae
Source: the annotation of a GenBank genome assembly
AUGAGCGGCAUCGCAGAACGACUGCUCGUGCUCAGGGAUGCUUCGGAGAUGCCACAGCAGACCAACCCCUCCACGGUUCAGGAGGUGGUCAACAUCGCACGGGCUUACGCGCAGGCGUCUUUCGUCCAUGAGAAGCUCUUGGAUUCGACUGGGCAAGAAGCUAUCGUCCAAAGCCGCGAGUGGCCUCCACGAGAUUUGGCAAACACGGUGCAGGCUCGGGCAAAGAUGGUAUUGAUUGACUAUCCACUCACAUCGGCAGCCUCUGCGGCGUCGCUGGCGCAGAUACACCGGAUGAACCAGCAGGACCUGUCGAACAGUUUCUGGUCGUUCGGCCAGCUCGAGAUACAGGACGUGGCACUAAUCUGCGCUGCAGCGGGGCGUGUGCUUCCAAUGCUGAGUUCUGCUCGUCCGAGUUCAGAUGUUGCAAGAGACCUGGCGCUUUUGGCAUGGUCUUUGGCGAAGUUGGAGUUGGCGACUCGUCGUUUGAUGUCGGCAGCUGCUGACCAGAGUCUCAAGCAGAUCGAAGCAAGAACUUGUGGUCCACAGGCCCCGGCUAACACAGCUUGGGCCCUUGCGACCUACGCCCACCGGCAUGAGCCUCCAUUCGAGGCCGUCGCAAGGCUCAGUCUUGAGACUAUUUCCGAGUCCGAUCAGCAGGAGCUUACCAAUGCAGCGUGGGCUUUUGCCGAAGUCCGUUUCCGCAGUUCGCCUUUCACCGAAGCGAGUUUCAUCCUCCUUUCGGCUGCCGACAUGCAGAUGAGUCAGGAGGAGGCGGCACGCGGUGGGUACGCCAUGGCUUGGGCGCAGGAUCGCCAUGGCCGUGCUGACCUCACACGUUCGCUGGUGCUGAGGUUCGUUGCAGGGGAGAGAUGCCACAGUCUCGCGUGGGGACUGGUUAUUCAGGACGAGGAAUGGCGGCAUCAUGCACCACCCAAUGGUGCAGCAGCCACACUGCAGGCUGAAACUUGUGACUGCGUCGUUUGA